This is a messenger RNA of Stylophora pistillata, 1977 nucleotides long. Its product is annotated as bcl-2-like protein 2. The record is from RefSeq and is a predicted model, not a curated record. Lineage: Eukaryota; Metazoa; Cnidaria; Anthozoa; Scleractinia; Pocilloporidae. Gene Ontology annotation, biological process: regulation of apoptotic process; intrinsic apoptotic signaling pathway in response to DNA damage; release of cytochrome c from mitochondria. Gene Ontology annotation, molecular function: BH domain binding. Gene Ontology annotation, cellular component: mitochondrial outer membrane.
GUUAUUGUAUCUGCUGGGGGACAAUCAAUAGCACUCAGACUGUGAGCAAGGAAAGAGUUCUGACGUAAAUUAAAUAAUUGCGGAGGAUUUCACAGCAAUAUUUCAGGCGUUUGUAUUACCAGUCAUUCUUUUUCGAGAGAAGACUAGUGCUAAAGUCCGGCGAACUUAUCACAGAGCCGCCGUGACGUGAUUGGUGGAUAAACCAAGAAGCUCGAGUUGAUUGUAUUACUACAAAGAACGCAGCUACGGCAAAGAGAGUAAAAUUUGACCGUUUGACAUGGCCGAAGAGAACAGACUACAAUCGUUUCGCGACAUUGUUAGCGACUACUUCGGUUACAGACUUCGACAGAAGGGAAUUUUCUUGCCAGGAUAUCACGAGAACUCUUCUCCGUCAAGGGCAGCCUGUCAUUUGCGACGGGUAGCGGAUGAACUCAUAGAAGAGAACAGCCAGUUGUUUGAUUCCAUGUGCGACCAACUUCAUCUUACCCACGCCACAACUUAUCCUACUUUUGUGGGGAUUGCAGAUGAAAUUUUCCAGAAUGGUGAAAACUGGGGUCGCAUAGUGGCGUUUCUGGCAUUUGGGGCCACUUUAGCUGUACAUUGUGCGCAAAAAGAGGAUCUUGCUUCAAAUAUUAACAACAUUGUCGAAUGGGUCUCAGUCUACAUGAACGAAAAACUUAGCCCGUGGAUCGACAAUAAUGGCGGAUGGGAUGGUUUUAUUGCCUUCUUCAGGAGAGAAGACGAAUCUCCAGGAAAAGGGAACAAAGGCUGGCAUGUUGCUGCUGUUGCUGGGCUUGGAUUGGGGGCCCUGCUUAUGUUAGCAUGCAGAUAAAAGGCAUUGAAAUCUUUUAACCAUAGUUAUUGUAAUGUUGUAUAGACCAGUUUUAUCUCUUACUUCUCUGCUGAUAUUUUAUCUGGCUGUAUUGUUUAGUUUGAAUGGACCUCAUAACACGGUGAUUACAUAAUCUCUACGUGGGAAAAAAAAAACUGGAUGAAAGAUUAGCAAGGAUUAGUAAUGUUGUAUCAAACAUUUUGUAGCAGGGAGAAAAAUUGUCUAGAAGAUAGGACUAGCUCACUAGUAUCUUAGAAGUGGAAUAACUUAUUAAAAGGUGUUGUAAGCUGUUUGUAUCUUUUAGAUCAGUGAGCAUGUGACAUUUUUAGCUUAAUAUGCAUGACUGUUGUUUAUCCAAGAAUGAUAUAUGUGGAAUAUUUUCUUGCUCAAAACUCCAGCUUACCUUGAGCAUUAAAGCAGUCAUUUGUAAAACCGAUGCACAGACAUCUUUGUAUCUUCUGUGAAGAGCUUAUGAUUAUUAUUAUUAUUUAAGUCAGUCUGUGACUAAAAGAAUCUGUUUGUGAGUAUAUAUGAACCAGCACUGGAUAUUGCAUAUUUUGAUUACAGUACCAAGAUGAGUACUUUUAGGGUGAUAUAAUCAGUCAGAGUCUUUUCUGUGUUAUUUCAAAUCGUUCGAAAUCCUUGAAAAUCUGUUCUUCGUAUGUUUAUGAUAGCAAGUAGCUAAAGAAAAAGAGGAAAGAGAAAGAAAAAACUGUUAAUAAGGUGUUGGCAAAGAGGAAGAAUAUUUCAAUUUGUUUUGAGUUCAUACAUGCAAGUAUGUUGUAAGUUGAUACAGAAUCAACCAUCUGGUACCCGGGUGUUAAGUAACAACAGUAAAAAAUGUUGGUGUUUUAGUUUGAUCAGGAGAGGAGCUGUAAGGGUUAAAUUUAUAUAUAUAGAUUUGUUUUGAAACUACUUGGAGAGAUAAAGAUCAUCUAAGUUUUAUCGCAGUGAAGCCAUAAGAGGCCUUGUAGAUACAGCUCUGUUAAGCCAUUUAAGGUUGAAGGAAUUAAAAGUUUCAAAACAAUAGAGACAGACUUAAAGGAAAUUGUUCUGAUUUGAUAAAGCAGCUUUCUCUCACUAUGAAAUUAGCCUGGAUGGGAAAGAAUGAAAUAAAACAAUAAAUUUUACAGUUGUCUGUCAAA